This is a messenger RNA of Monopterus albus (swamp eel), 1917 nucleotides long. It is a transcript of the gene bspry, whose product is annotated as B-box and SPRY domain containing. The transcript is spliced from 6 exons. Bases 131 to 1534 code for a protein of 467 amino acids. The record is from RefSeq and is a predicted model, not a curated record. Gene Ontology annotation, molecular function: zinc ion binding; protein binding. NCBI's taxonomy places the organism in Eukaryota, Metazoa, Chordata, Actinopteri, Synbranchiformes, Synbranchidae.
UCCGUGUUACUUCCGUGUUCCGCUCACCUGUUACACCUGUGUUACAACGCUGAAGGCGACAGCAGCGUAUAGGUACGAGUCCUGCUCAGCCGGUGCACCUGUCGCGUUAUUGCCUUGCCUUUAUUGUGCCAUGACCGAGGAGCUCAUAACUUGCGAUUUAAUAUGCCCGUCUUCGUCGGGUGACCCCGAGGACACUUUAGGUACCAUGAAAAGCAAUGGGGUGAACGGUGAGCAGCCUAUUCUGUCUGUGUUAAGCGGCGGCGGUGUGAGACGGGCGGCGGACACCGCGGUCUCGAGCUUCUGUGGCGGCGGCAGAGCGACCUCACCGACCGCGUCCACCCCCGACACCGAGUCCGGGAUCUUUUCUAGUGAAUGUGAGCUCUGUUCGGUGCAUGAGUCUGAGCUGGACUGGUUCUGUGACACCGAGCAGAAACUCAUCUGCUCUCAGUGCGCCACCGUUGGCUCCUGCCACGGACACACUGUAACCCCCCUGGCCACCAGAGUUACCGCAGUUAGGAACCAGUUGGUGGAUGUCUGUGAGAAAAUGCAGCUGCAGGCAUUGAGAAUAGAAAGAUUUAUUAACCAGACCUUAACAGCCAAAGACCAAAAGCUUCAGGCAGCGGCAAGCAGGGCGAGGGAGCAGGUGCUGGCUCAGGUCAGCGCAGCACGUGAAGCCUUAGAGGAGGAGGAGCAGCGUCUCUUGGAGGAGGUGCAGAGAGAGGAGGAGCGGGUGGAACAGUGUCUCCUCACGCAGAGAGCCCACUGGAGCCAGGCUUUGACGAAUCUGUCGCAAACACGCUCCCGUUUGGUGCACACGCUCACACACACUCCAGAUGCACAGCUGGUGACUCGUGUCCAGGACAUAGCUGAAAGGGUGGAGGAGGCAGAUGGGGUUGGGGAGCCCUGUGACACAGACCAGCUCAACCUGAACCCAGGCUGCAGCGACAGCAAACUGCUGAGAGGUCUGUGGGCUACUGCAGUGCUGCUCGGCCCACGUGCUUAUGGGUCAUCUCAUUUAAAGUUUGAUGAGCACACAGUGAGCCCUCUCCUUUCACUGUCUGAUGACUUCUGCACGUUGACCUUCCUCCCCAGAAAAGCCCGCCAGUCCCCUCCUUACAACCCAGCCAGGUUUGACUCUUGGCCCAAUGCACUGGGCUCAUUGUCUAUGUCCUCUGGAACCCACAGCUGGGUGCUAGAUAUAGGCCAGAGUGGUGCCUUUAAGGUCGGAGUGUGCUACGCCUCUCUGAAGCGCAAAGGCUCUGGGAACGAGGCCCGACUGGGCUACAACAGUCAGUCCUGGGUGCUGUCUCGCUACGACGGGGAAUACUCCUUCUGCCACGCAGAGAAGAAGGUGCCCCUGCAGGUGGUGAGGCAACCCCAGAGGAUCGGCCUGCUGCUGGACUGGCCCAGUCAGACACUCCUGUUUUACGAUCCAGACUCCAAAGCCGUGCUGUACUCAGUCACACAACAUUUCAGUGCCCCCCUGCUGCCGGCAUGUGCGGUGACUGAUCGCAGCAUCACCAUACUGCACUGACACACCACCCGCACAGCCAGAAAAUGAAAGAACCUAAACAUGUGAAGACUUUCUUUAAUGUAAACAUGAUCAGCAGUUUAAAAGCUUUCAUUUGUGCAAUAAUGAAAACCUUAGAUAUGGGAUCAGUUUUGAUUAUUCUGUUUCUAUUUAAUAUUUGCUCUGGUAGCUUCAAACGAACUUUUGACUGUUUUGAAUGAGUUCAUAAGUUUGAAUGUCAUUAUUUGUUGAUAUUUUGCCAUUUUGACUGACACUGAUUGCAUUUUUAUGAAGUUUGCAGUUUGUACUGAUUGUUUGUAUAAUCAGUUUAAUCUGUGUAAAGAAGCUUCUCAGAAUUUUGUAGAAAAUAUUAACUACUGGUUGAUCCAGUAUUAGAUGACAUGGGA